Molecule: messenger RNA, 917 nt
Organism: Lindgomyces ingoldianus
Lineage: Eukaryota; Fungi; Ascomycota; Dothideomycetes; Pleosporales; Lindgomycetaceae
Exons: 2
Coding region: 198-692 (164 amino acids)
Source: RefSeq, a predicted model, not a curated record
CAAAAAAAGCUAUCGGGCAACGACUUCCAUUCGCAGAAACAAAGCCCAAAGCAUCAAAGGCCGACCCUAUCCCACGCCUUCCCCCACCUUCUCUACAACACCUCAUCCAAGCCUCCGACGCGCCGUCGAACCACAUACAACCUCUCAACCUACCACAUUCACUCACCUUGAGCGCGUUCUCGCGCAUGAAAGCAACAAUGGACUUCGUCCAAGACUACAUCCACGUCAUGCAAAACAUCUUCCCACCCUCUCUCCUCUCCACCAUCAUAACCAUCACAACUACUACGUUCGGGAUCUUCAAAACGCUGCAAACACAUCUUACCCCGCUCUUCCUCCGUCUCACUACACAACCCGAUCUAGCCACCAUCCUCACCCUCGCCAUCCUGCUCCUCAUCUCCCUCAAGAUCCUCGACAUGGCGUAUCGCGCCGUUAUGUUCUGGGUCAAGCUUAUCUUCCGCUUGGUGGUGUGGGGUUCGGUGGCUGGGAUCGCGUUGUGGGUGUGGCAGAGGGGGCCAGAUGGAUUUGUGGAUGACGUGCAGGGGCUGUUCGAAUUCUGGCAGGAGAGGUAUGAGGAGUAUGCGGGUGAGGUGAAGAGGUUUCAAAAACAGCAGGAGGUUAAUAUGGGGCGUGGUAAGGGGUUUGAUCCAUAUAGGAAUCUGAGGAGUGGGAAGGGAAAGAGGGUAUGGAGGUAGUGGUAACGGUAACGAUAGCGGAGAUAUAGCUGUUGGUAUGAUCUAUAUGGGAUACCAAAGGCGUGGCUUGAGAUGAGGUUCAAAGAAUAUCACGCCGGGUGUGGCUUCUGGGUAUUCAUACGGCCGUACACAUGUUUUUUUGGGUAUGCAUUUUCAUCGGAGCUUAGGUAUUGCAUUGGAUAGGGGGAAUAAGAGCACGCUGUGAGCUCUAAAAGUGUCAUUAUU